AUGGCAUUCACCAACUUUAUCGCCACCGCCUCCAUGGCUCUCUUCUUCUUCCUCCUCCUCCUCCUCCUCCUCGUCCCGAGCUCAAACUGCAUGGACCUCGAGUCCCAUUAUCGUCACAAAGUCCCGAGAAGCGAUGUGGAUCUACUGGAGUUUCCCCUGAAUCUGGAGUACUUUGAGGCAGAGCUCUUCCUGUAUGCCUCAUUGGGGUAUGGAUUGGACAAGGUGGCCCCAAACUUGACCAUGGGAGGUCCGUCCCCAAUUGGAGCAAGGGCUGCCAACCUGGGUCCUCUCAUCAAGGAUAUCAUCUUGCAAUUUGCUCUCCAAGAAGUUGGUCACUUAAAGGCCAUCAAGACGACAGUGAAGGGGUUUCCAAGGCCACUGCUGAAUUUGUCUGCGGCUUCAUUUGCCAAAGUGAUGGACAACGCAUUUGGGCAUGCUUUAAAGCCUCCAUUUGAUCCAUAUGCCAAUGAAAUUAACUUCUUGCUUGCCUCCUACUUGGUCCCUUAUGUUGGCCUCACAGGCUACGUUGGAGCAAACCCCAAGCUUCAGGGCUCUGUCUCCAAAAGGCUUGUCGCGGGCCUACUCGGCGUGGAAUCGGGUCAGGAUGCAGUGAUCCGAGCCCUUCUAUAUGAGCGGGCUGCCUGGGAAGUCAAGCCAUACGGGAUAAACGUGGCGGAGUUCUCGGACCGGAUGUCGGAGCUGAGAAACAAGCUGGGGCACGACGGGCUUAAGGAUGAGGGCCUCGUCGUCGUGCCCCUCCACCUAGGCGCCGAGGGGAAGAUCAAGGGGAACGUGCUUGCGGGUGACAAGUACUCGAUCUCGUACGACCGGACGCCGGAGGAGCUACUGAGGAUCGUGUAUGGGAGCGGCGACGAGAGCGUUCCGGGAGGAUUCUAUCCCAAGGGAGGGAAUGGUCACAUUGCAAGGUCUCAUCUACGGUCGAUGUAG
Messenger RNA from Eucalyptus grandis, 948 nucleotides. Its product is annotated as desiccation-related protein PCC13-62-like. NCBI's taxonomy places the organism in Eukaryota, Viridiplantae, Streptophyta, Magnoliopsida, Myrtales, Myrtaceae. The transcript is spliced from 3 exons. Bases 1 to 948 code for a protein of 315 amino acids. The record is from RefSeq and is a predicted model, not a curated record.